CUGGGCGGCGCAAAAAAACAAACAAAAAAAAAACAAAAACGCGUUUCUAAGACACAAGCGCAACAUAAUGUCUGGGUUUUUUUUUGCAUACCGUGCCGUGGAUGAAGGAGAUGAUAUUUCUCGCGAACACUUCGCUCCAAAAUAAAGCAAUAAAAAAAAUAAAGUAUUUGUAAAGAGAAUUGCUCAUCAGCUCAUCAGCCUGAUGGUGGUUGUAAGCAUCAGGAGCGCGCACAAGCGGCGGUUUGUGCUGCUGUUCCUGAGUAUCACCGGGAUCAUCAUUUACCGGCACUUCAGUGGACAACCAGAGAAGGUGCGGAUCAGCAGGAAACAGGGAUUAACGGUGAACUCUUCCCAGUUCACGCUGGGAGGCGAGCCGUUCCGCGUCCUCGGGGGUUCGCUUCACUACUUCCGCGUCCCUCGGGCCUACUGGAAGGAUCGCAUGAUGAAGAUGAAGGCUUGUGGCCUCAACACUCUAACCACAUACGUGCCGUGGAACCUGCACGAGUCUGAACGAGGGAACUUCCAGUUCAACGCAGGUCUGGAUUUGGAGACGUUUCUCCUCCAGGCGGCUGAUGUGGGUCUCUGGGUUAUCCUUCAUCCGGGUCCCUACGUCUCCUCAGAGCUGGACCUUGGAGGAUUGCCGAGCUGGCUGUUAAGAGACAGGAAAAUGAAGCUGAGGACGACGUACGCUGGCUUCACGCAGGCCGUCGAGGCUUUUUUGGACAAGCUCAUUCCCAAAAUGGUGCCCUUACAGUUCAGGAAAGGUGGCCCUAUCAUUGCCGUGCAAGUGGAGCAUGAAUAUGGGUCGUAUGCAGUGGACAGGAAAUAUAUGGCGUUUCUGAAAGAGGCCCUUGAGUCGAGGGGCAUCAGUGAGCUUCUCCUCACAUCAGACAGCCAUGAGGGCUUAAAGAGUGGAGGAGUGAGCGGAGUUCUCAGGACUCUGAAUCUGCGGAAACUAAAUUACGAAGACAUCAAGUAUCUGGAUUCUGUGCAGCCAAACAGCCCUGUUUUAAUUACGGAGUACUUGACCGGACGCUUCGAUGGCUGGGGAGAUCUGCAUCACAUCUUUCCUGUAGAAGACAUGGUCGCAGUGGUUAGAGAGGUUUUGCGGCGUGGCAUGUCCAUCAACCUGCACAUGUUCCAUGGAGGAACAAACUUCGGCUUCAUGACCGGCGCUGUGGCAAAGCCCUCUUACAAGGCUCUAAUCACGAGCUAUGAUUAUGACGCGCCUUUGUCCGAGGCCGGUGAAUAUACACCGAAGUACCAUCUGCUGAGAGAACUCCUCAGUCGAUACAGUAACGAUCCUCUGCCGGAGAUGCCGGCUCUGCGCUGGAAGGAAAGCUACGAGCCAGCCAUCAUGUACCGACACCUCUCUUUAUGGGAUGCUCUGCCUUUCACACAGGAGCCUUUUAAAUCCAGGAAUCCUGUUAAUAUGGAGAAUCUCCCCGUAAACAACAGGAACGGACAAGCAUACGGAUACACACUGUAUGAGACCACCAUCACCACCGGAGGCUUCUUAAAAUCUGGAAACAACAUCCGAGACAGAGCACUGGUGUUUGUGAACAGAGGCUUCAUCGGCACUUUCGACUACAAGAAUACAGAGUUAGCAGUUUCUGAUGGGAAGGAGGCUCGAAUAUUGAGUUUGCUGGUAGAGAACUGCGGAAGAGUGCACUUUGGGCAGACCAUGGACAAUCAGCGCAAAGGGAUCGUUGGAGACAUUUUACUGAACAAUGUGCCUCUUAGAGACUUCACAAUUUACAGCCUGGAUAUGACACGCAGCUUUAUUGACAGUUUAUACAGAGCUCCGUGGAAGUCUCUCCCUCAGAAGCCAAGCUUUCCGUCAUUUCUUCAGGGAAGAAUUUUCGUGGAUGGAUAUCCGAGUGACACGUUCGUUAAGCUGCCUAGCUGGAGCAAAGGCGUGAUCUUCAUCAACAGCCAGAACGUCGGACGUUAUUGGCACGUCGGCCCCCAGCAGGCGCUCUACAUCCCAGGCCCUUUCCUCAACAGUGGAAUCAACCUAGUCAGUUAUCACAAUUUGUAUGGUGACAAGAGCAGUGUGUUUUUGGUUAUGUUUUACCAUGUGCCUUUGUUUUGGUUUUGGUCCUGUCUCCCCCCCUGUCAUGUAAUUGGUCUGUUACUUAUUGUGUUCACCUGUUGUGUGUUUAGUCCAUGAUUACUUUUUGUACUUAUACCUUGGUGUGUUAUGUGUGUUAUGCCAUUGUGAAGUCUUGUCGAUUGCAUUUCUGUGCUUUCUGAUUUUGACCCCUACCCGCUUUAUUAGUUUAGGAUCACAGAUUAUCCUUGUUUAAUGCUGUUUGCCUGUGUUUUUUUCCCCCCACUUCUGUCUCAAAUUUGGUCACCUACCAAUUCCCAUCCAACAGCCAGCUCUCCCCAUCAUACGACAGGGAGGGUGAAGGCUAAUAUGUGCUGUCUUUGAGACAUGUGAAGCCAGCCAGCUGCAUACUAUCGAACUGUUGCUCGUGAUGCAUCACAAACAGUGUAAUACACACAGAGGACAGUGCUAUCUGCCCUCUUCUGCAUACGUGAGCUCACAAAUGCUCACGAUUGGUUAGUGUCCCUGUAAUAUAUGAUCCCUCCCACCCAGAGAGCAUGACCAAUUUUGUUCCUUUGUUCCCUUGUUGCCUUGGGAACCUCAGUGUGAAGGCAGAAUGAGGACAUUUUACUGAAACAUGUACCUGUUUUCUCUUUAAGUAAGCACGUAUACGUUUUAAAUUUGUGUGACUCUGUGUUGUGCUAUGGUGCCUUUGGGUUUUUUUGUCUGUUAUUCAAGUGUUGUAAUUUUUUCCCCUUUCCCUACCACUUCCUCUGUGUUUGCUGCUUCGGUGCUUGCUAGACCACCACUGUAAAUUUGUUCCUAAUGACUUGCCUCAUCAAAUUAAAAGUUAAAUAUGUAUUAAAAAAAAAAAGAAUUUGAUUCCCAAAAGUCCCUCUUCAGAUAACAGGUGGGUGUGGAAAUAAAUCAACAUCAGCUUUUUGUUACAGAUUUACAAACCAAACUGUUAUUUCACCUAGUUAACCUGAAUAUACUCUCUGGAACGUAAAAACGAUGUUCUUUAGGGCAAGUACAUUAGUAAAAAAACAGUCAUUUUGAGCUGAAUUGGAAAUACGUCAUGUUUGUCUUACAGAUUUCUCUGGUUUAUUUCAGGUCACUGUAUUUGAGGAAGUGGAAUCUGAUUUUAAACUCCAGUUUGAAACCACUCCUGAUCUGGGAAUGACCGUCGACAUUCAGUGAUCGCACGACGGCUUAUACAGGUCACCCCAAAGGGUACGGUGAAAAAUUAAAUGCAUUCAAUGUUCCCGUGCUUAAUUUAUUUCACUGAAGCUACGUGAUUAUUGUUGCUAACAAUUAUAAAGGUCUGUCUCACCCAAAGAAUAUCUGCUCAAAGCAGAGCUGUAUUAUCAUCAUCCCUGUAACAUCCAGCA
Molecule: messenger RNA, 3444 nt
Organism: Pangasianodon hypophthalmus (striped catfish)
Lineage: Eukaryota; Metazoa; Chordata; Actinopteri; Siluriformes; Pangasiidae
Product: beta-galactosidase-1-like protein 2
Exons: 18
Coding region: 203-2173 (656 amino acids)
Biological process (GO): carbohydrate metabolic process
Cellular component (GO): vacuole
Molecular function (GO): beta-galactosidase activity
Source: RefSeq, a predicted model, not a curated record